Messenger RNA from Brienomyrus brachyistius, 630 nucleotides. RefSeq lists its product as uncharacterized. The transcript is spliced from 4 exons. Bases 1 to 630 code for a protein of 209 amino acids. NCBI's taxonomy places the organism in Eukaryota, Metazoa, Chordata, Actinopteri, Osteoglossiformes, Mormyridae. The record is from RefSeq and is a predicted model, not a curated record.
AUGUUCGCCAAUCGGGAAAAGGGGCGGGAACGAGAGACUCUGGCGGGAACGAGAGACUCUGGCGGGGAAGGAGAAGCGGACAAGACUGCUCGUCUUGUGAGCGACUGUUUCAAGCCGUGGAGCGGUGAGAAAUGCCAGCGUACCCGGUCAAGAGAGAGAAGCCGGCUGGAGCGGGAGUCGCAGGACUGCUCGUCUUGCGAGGGGCUCGCCACAAGCUGCGGACAGCGGAGAAUCACCAGCACAGCGCUUCGGAGAGGGAGAGUAAAUUCGCCCUACGGGAGGGAAAGACCGUGGGAUGAAGGAAAGAUAUUUGGAGCACGCCUGGAAUUGGGUGGACUGUUUGCGAGUGGAGUGCCAGACCUAAGGUUGAAGGAUUUAGCCUGCUGUCAAGUCCUCCUGGAACGUUACAUCCCCAGUCCUGAGGGUCUGUGCGGAGUGCGUGAAGCCGUGUGCACCCUGAGCCAGCAGAAGCUGCAUGCCAUUGAGGACAGCAUGUACGACAACAUUGACUUCUUCAAGCUCUUCCACUUGCUUCCCAGGGUGCUUGACCACCACACUGCUGGCCCCAAUCUGCGAUUGUGGGGCAAAGUGCUCUUGGGCACCUCCAAGAAGUUGCACCAGUUCAGGUAG